Molecule: messenger RNA, 2020 nt
Organism: Chlamydomonas reinhardtii
Lineage: Eukaryota; Viridiplantae; Chlorophyta; Chlorophyceae; Chlamydomonadales; Chlamydomonadaceae
Exons: 8
Coding region: 261-1685 (474 amino acids)
Biological process (GO): microtubule-based process
Cellular component (GO): nucleus; cytoplasm
Source: RefSeq, a predicted model, not a curated record
UCUAGGUAGCGACUUCUCCUAGAUAGCUACACUGCCUGCACACGGGCGACAGGGCAAACGCAGUAUGUCGCCAGUGCAGUUUACCCUAAGUAGCUAGUAUCAUGACCUACAAGCGUGCAUAGCCAUAUUGAGUCACAGCUGCACGGCACCGGCGAAGCAAACCGUCCAGCGCCGGCCGGUGUGGCCUUUCAGCAGCGCAGCAGGUUUGCAGUGGGCCCCCUGCGAGCGAUUUAUUGUGCGUAUUUGAAAUCAUUAGAGACAUGGAUGAAGAUGACGGCUGGACGGUGGUGCGCGGGAAGGGCAAGGCCGCCAAGCGCUCACCCCUCAAGCGUGUGCGCGACGAGUGCUGCCCCGGCGACGGCGGGCCGUGCACAGCGGCUCCGGCGGACAGCGCUGCAGCCACGCAUGGGCCCAGCCAGGGCAACACCACCGCCGCCGCCGCCGCCCCAGGCUGGCCAGCGCCCGCUGCCGACGGCAACCGGCGGCCCGCCAAGGGCAACCGGCGGGGCUUCCGGGAGCGUACGCCCGCGGAGCAGUGCGACGCGCUCAUAGACGCAGUGAACACGUGCAGGCGUGAGGUGGAGGACAGCCCCUUUUACAUGAGCUUGUUAAAGGUCAUGCGUGAUGCCUCCACAAAGCUGAGCUACCUAGCCACCGGCAGCAGCAGCGGCAGCUGCAGUAGCGGCAGCGGUAGUGGAGGCGGCGACGACGGUUCAGGCGGGGGGCAAGACGGUGCCAUGGAGGGGGUGCACGGCGGGGCGGCGGCGGCGGUGGGGCCGCAGUCGGGGUCGCGCGCGGGCGGCGAGUGGCGGGCUCUGCGGCGGCUUGUGGUGUACGGGCUGGGCUCACCCCACGAGAGCCGCGUGUCCAGAUACCAGCUGGCGCUGGUGCUGCUGCUACGAGACCAGGUGCUGCCAGGGCUGCGGCAGCAGCACCCGGCGGCGGAGCCGAGGCCAGUGGGGGCAGAGCCGGGGCUAGCGGGUGCAGGAGCGGGGAUGGGGGAAGCGGAGCCCAUGAGCACAGAGGCGCUUGCGGCUGCGGGUGCGGGUGCGGGUGCGGAGGCGGGGGCCGCGGCGGCGCCCGUACAACAGGAGGGUGCCGUACAGCUGUACGACCCCGCGUUUGAUGACGUGGACGUGCUGGCGCUGCGGAAGCUGGGCCUGCAGGUGAUUGCUGUUAACGAGGGCGGCGCGCGGCGCGUGUCGGAGCCCACCUUCUUCUACCUGCCCCACUGCGAGGGAGUGCUGUGUGACGCAUUGCUCGGAGCCAACUGGAGUCCACCGGUGGGUGACAGCAAUGGCGGCAGCAAUGGCGGAGGUGGCGGCGGCGGCCUGCCGUCGGUGGUCAUCCUGGGAAACAGCUUCCGCACGUAUCAGGACAGGUGGGAGCUGCACGCAGCCGGCGGCGGCGGCGGCGCCAGGGCGGGCAGGGGCGAGGGCAAGCCCGUGCGGCCCAGCCGCAUCAUCCGCAGCUGCGAGCUAGGCGCGGUGGUGGAGCUGCGCACUCCCGACCUGCGCUUCCCCGCGCCCUCCGCCUUCAACGACAUGUCGCUGCACCUGUUCCCGCCCGGAGAGGCCCUGCAGCACCUGCUGGCACCCACACAGGAGGCGGCGCAGCAGCCGGAGCAGCAGCAGCAGCAGCAGCAGCCGGGGGCGCAGGGCGACGGUGUGCAGGGGAUGGAGUAGGAAUGGGGCGGCGUUGGCUGCGACAGGAAGGCGCAACGGCGGUCAGGGGACCUUGGCGUGCUGACCUGGAGCGUUGGUGAUGGUCAGUGAUCUCGUGAAGAAGGCACUGAUAUUGUGCGGAUUUAGGAGGUAGGAUGUAAAGCCACAGCUGUGUGAGCGAUGCCGGUGAAAGGCGAUGUGCUAGCGUGGUGGUCAGAGCGUAGGUGUGUCAGGACACGACACUGCUCCAUCAGUCGAGCACCUCAGCACCUCGGCUGCGUGUAUUCGCAUGCGAUGUAUGGGGGCAGCACGCAUGCAAGUUGAAGACUUGUGUUUAGAUGGAAGCCCCAAAUGCG